Molecule: messenger RNA, 5859 nt
Organism: Silurus meridionalis
Lineage: Eukaryota; Metazoa; Chordata; Actinopteri; Siluriformes; Siluridae
Gene: alpk3a
Product: alpha-kinase 3a
Exons: 15
Coding region: 203-5590 (1795 amino acids)
Biological process (GO): cardiac muscle cell development; protein phosphorylation
Cellular component (GO): nucleus
Molecular function (GO): protein serine/threonine kinase activity; ATP binding
Source: RefSeq, a predicted model, not a curated record
CAUGCUCAGGCAUGAUUGACAGUUGCAGAGCUUUGGUCCAGCAAAAGCAACCUCUAAACAACGAGAAAAACACACAAAUGCAGCACCAGACUCAGUAGAGUGGAGUAUUUUUUUACUAGGAAUUGGGGUUCAAUUCCAAAAAACAAAGAUACAGCAAACCAACAUUUAUUUGGAUUAUAUAAACCAGAGUAUUUUCUGGAAAAUGACAUCACGGAGGACAAUGACACAUUCAUAUUCUGGCAAUGGGAGAUAUGGCAGUCAAAAUGGGGAUGAUGUCCCUUCACCACGUUUAGACAGCCGCAACUACAUCUCCAGUGUCCGGCCUGAAAACAGGUAUUCAAACUACAAACCAAUGAGGAGUACAUUUUGUACUGUCAUGUCUCAGCUGACAGAAGAGACUCAACCAUGUUUUGAGACUACAAUCAAGUCUAAGGCAGUAUCAGAGGCUUGCAACGUGAAAUUCACCUGUGUGGUCACAGGCUACCCAGUUCCUGAGCUGACUUGGUAUAAAGAUGACAUGGAAUUAGACAGAUAUUGUGGUCUUCCCAAAUACGAAAUUUUUCGCAAUGGCAAAAUCCAUAUGCUCCAUAUUUACAAUUGCACAGUGGAUGAUGCAGCCAUCUAUCAGGCAUCAGCCAGGAACAGCAAGGGCAUUGUCUCAUGCUCUGGUGUAUUAGAGGUGGGCACUAUGAGUGAAUACAAAAUCCACCAGAAGUUCUUUGCCAAACUCAAACAGAAGGCUGAGCUAAAACGAAGAGAGUUAGAGCACAAUUACCGCCAUGAAAAGGAUAACAUUCUACCAGAACAACUGAGCAGCGGACAGAACAUUGUUAAGUGGAUUGAUGGUUUAGUACCCAAUUCAUCAUCUAUCCAGGAUGGAGAGGACAAUGAAGUUAAAGACAUGGAAAUAACCGAUGAACAGCCAAAAGAGACUAAUGAAGAGUUAAAUGGGCUUUUAGUAAAAGUCCAGAAAAAUCCAAUGAGAUCUGAAGAUCCAAGUAAGGAAAAUGAUGGUCACAUACAUAUGAGCUCAGAUGUAAGUCAGAAAAAUGGCAAUCAACAGCUUAUCCAAAGUUCUGAGAUGGCAGAAUUUAUUGGCAUCACCCCAUCCACCAAAGAGAAAGUAGAAAGAAAUAUAAUCACAAUCUCUAAUGGAUUUGAUGAGACUUUUACUACUAAAUCUAGUCAAGAUACAGGAGACGGGAUGGACCCACAUGAGGUAAUGAGUCUGGCAAAAAUGUUGGCGGACUCUUUGCAAUUACAAUUUGAUGGACAUCAACAGACUACAUUUCAGUCACAGGAGAUAAAAAACACAAAUAUUAGCACCAUUCAAGAAAGGAAAAGAGAGAAAGAGGUAAUCAAAGAGGGGGAAACAAUGAAAUGUGAAUCAGUUAAGAAUAAAGAGUGGGAACGGUGGUGUGAAGAAGACCAUGAAGGUUCAUUGGAAAAUGUACAAGAUAAUGUUAAACAGCUCAAGCCUGAACACAGAGGUGAUGCUGUUUCAGAAGCAAAGACAUCAGUAUACAAAGAAACAGAGUAUCAGCCAAAGUCUGCACUCAGCUCUGUGUUUCAUUCCCUAAAGGAUAUAUUCUUUGGAAAGAGUAAAAAAUCACCUGAGAUCAAAGACUCCUCAAAGAAAGUCAGUGACAAAGUCAGUGUUGCAAAUGAAAGCAUGGCUGUUAAUAAAGAAACUGGUAAUCUCCUACAAACACAGCCACAAAAUUACAAGACAACAUCUGCUGUUUGUGGUACCAUGCCAGAUCAGCUUGCACCUACAGCAAUAAUUCAGCCAAAGCAGAGUGAAAAGGUUUAUGCAAAUGCAGAUUUUCUCACGGAAACACCUUCAUUAGAUAUUAAGACUGAAAUUGAAAGUUUGAAUUUUGAUAAUCACAUUCAUGGGUUUACUAAAACUUAUAUCAAAGCCUCUAAAUUGAUCUCCCAAGAAGAAGAAAAGGCAGCUGGUCCAGAAGCACUUCAAAAGAACAUCAUGCUGACAGUUUGUGAGGCUUCAGAUGAACAUACAGAGCCCACCAGCGAUGAGCACAUGGUUCAAGUGUGUCAUGAGACUGCUGGGCAGGAAUGCACUGCUCCCACUGAUCAAAGGAUGCAAGAUGGUGAAGAAAUACAAGUUGUGAAAGAAAAAGUUGAUACUACAGACUUCUCAGUGAUAGCAACAGCCUCCAUGCCACAUUUGAACAGUUCAGACUUAGAAAGCUGCAAUAGUUGUUCUGAAGCUCAAAUUACAUCAGUCAACCAAGCAACUCUCCUGGUACCCAAAAAGUGUGUGCACAAGAAUGGUAUUAGAUUGAAUGAGAAAAUACCAGAAUGUAAUCUCAAUAUAGGAAGUAAAAACAAGCAGGAUAUGGCAAUAGCAGAGUCGAGAGAUUCCUCAAAGAAUUCAGAAACAGAUACUGUUGGUGUUACCAAAAGUCCACAAUGCAAUGCCAUUUCUGAAAAUAAAUCAACCCCAGUACUUGACACCAGUCAUGGGGAAUCUUUUAUAAUGCAGAGUAAAACUACACAAAAUAGAAAUUCUGUUCUGGUUCUUAAUAGGAUUAUGGAAAAUGUGCAAGAGUCUUCAGCAGGCUCUGGUAGACAUAAUACUAAUAAAUUAGAAACCAUCAUCGGAAAUAAGGGUAAUACAUUUUACAGUUUAAAAAAAAAUACACAGAAGCAUGAUGAAAAUAGAGAAAAAAAGAUGGUUAAUGAAACUGAGCAGAGAGGUGAUAGCAAAGGAGGAAGCACAAAAUUGAUAUCUGAGCAAGAUAUAGAAAUUUGUAAAUAUAAAAAGGAAGCAGAAAUUGAGGGACUAGAGAGUUUAAAAGCAGUUGAAAAAACAAAGUUUUAUACUAAAGUACAACCAGAAAGGCACACAGUUGACCUUAGGGACCAAUCUCUUGUCUCUCCAAUCAUAAUACUUCCUGAUACACGUGAAACAGUAAUAAAAAAUGUGGCAAAGAUGAGAACUGUGCCAUGUACUCAAGAAAUCAAGGUUAUAGUCCCAGAAAAAGUAAAACAUGAGGAACCAUUCAGUGUGCCUAGAAUAGACGAACUGUUAACAGAACCUCAUAGAGUUACCUAUUCACUGGUUCAUGAGGAUGCAAGUAUGCAUAGAGAUGAUAAACCGUUUUUUCUGGAGCCAACAGGCAUUGCCUCAAGGGCUUCAAACAAAAAUAUUGAAGAUAAUAAAGUGAUGAUAAAUGUAGAGCCUGUAGAUGUUACGUCUCCUCAGCAUGAGUGGUUUCCAUUUGACCAGAGAACACAAGUUAAACCAGAUAAUUUAGAGGCUCAAAUGGUUGAUAAUGAAGAACCAACCAGGGUCAGUGUUGGUUGGAGGAGAGGAAAUGACAACACUAAUAUCCCUAUAAUCAGCAUAGCAUGUGCCGAUGAUAUUAUACCUGCCCAAGAAGAGGAGAAAGAAUUUGUAAAAUGUGUCAUUAAUGAUACAGUUAAUCCAGACAGUGCCGCUCAUAAAAUGCAUGCCUAUUCAUCUUCCUUAAUUCUUACAACAGAUGUAGAAAGUAGUACAGAAAACAGUAUGAAAAAAGAAAUAGUACCAGAGUCUUUGGCUAUUAUAUUUAGAGAGGUGGUGGGUCAUUCUGACAGUGAAGGAACUAAGAAAGAUACCUUAGUGGAGACUAAACUGAACUCCGAUGUCUCUUUGGCAUUGUCACCAAAAGCACAAAAUGCCAUUGCCUAUGACACAGACAAUCUAAACAAAGAAUCAAAAGUGGAACCUGAUGCUGACAGGUUCCAAAAGGAUAAACCUGCUAUGGAGAAACUUGGUUUAACAACUCCUGUUGGACCAACACUUCCCCCACUAAGCCCAGCCAGUUUGCAUAGACUUAUGGCGAAAAAUAACCCUAACUUGGAAAGCCAGGGUUCUACUGUUUCCAUAUUAGGGAAUGGAAGUCAGAGGAAAGGAGAAGAGAGUGGAGGCAGCACCCCCACAUCCACUCUAUCCUGUGAGAGCAGCCCCAAGAUGAAACGUAGAGACAGCCUUACUCUUAUCCCCUCUGCCACCCCAGAGGAACUGGCAUCUGGAGCACGCAGAAAAAUCUACCUUGCCAAAACAAAGUCUGAAGAUGAAGGCUCAGAUACCCAAAGCAAAAAAGAUGGCCCAUACUUGUCACCCAGCCAGGCACGAAGGGCUGCUUUUUUGCAACUUCAAAGUGGGCAACAAGCACAGCAGAUGGAAAAACGUUCACCUUUGUUAGGUCGCCGUAAAACCAUGCUGGAGUUGCACAAACCUAAAGAGGAGCCUUCAGAGGAGAUCAACAUGUCAAACACAGAGAGCAAACCUUCAGAAAAAGAAAGGAUAGACCCCUACAAAGCUCCUCAGGUAAUCCGCAAGAUCAGAGGAGAACCUUUCUCUGAUGCCCUGGGCCACUUAAAGCUGUGGUGUCAAUUCUUUAAUGUGCUUAGUGACUCCACAAUCAAAUGGUUCAAAGAUGAUGUAGAGAUUGCAGAAAUAAAAAGAAGCGCAGGAGAUGAAAAUCAAGUGGCACUGGCCAUUGUUCAGGCAUCCAGCAGAGACUGUGGAGUCUAUAGCUGCACAAUCAAGAAUGAAUAUGGCACUGACACAACUGACUACUUACUCAGCUCAGACAUACUGGCUGAGUUCUUUUUACGGGAUGAUUCAGAAGUGGGAGAAGAGAUUGAGAUGACACCCUUGCUGUUUACAAAAGGCCUGGUGGACCCUGGCUACUGGGGUAAUAAGUUUUUUGGUCGCAUUAUGAUUGAGGAGCUGCAAAUUGGGGAAGGAUGUGCACACAAAAACAGCAGAGCCAAGGUCAUCUAUGGUUUGGAUCCUGUUUUUGAGUCAGGAAGCACCUGCAUUGUCAAAGUGAGAAACCACAUUGUAUAUGGGACCAAUGAAGAAAACUGCUUGGCAGAGAUAAAUUUAGAGAUCACGAGACAGGAAUGUAAAAUCCAUAACACAGUCCGGGAAUACUGCAAAAUCUUUGCUGCUGAGGCGAGAGUGAUCGAUCAGUUUGGUUUUGCAUUAGAAGUGAUUCCUUCAUAUUUGAUCUACCGGCCUGCCAACAGCAUCCCCUAUGCAACAAUGGAGGUUGAUUUAAAGGGGAUGUAUGUGAAAUACUGCACAAUCGACAGCGCUGGGAGACUGGUCACUCGCACCACAUCUGAAGUAGAGCAAAAAUGUUGUACAUUUCAGCACUGGAUCUACCAGUGGACAAGUGGCAAUCUGCUGGUCACUCAGAUAGAAGGUGUAGAUACAAAGAUCACAGGUGUUAAGAUUGCCACCAAGUCCAAAGGCUAUCAGAGUCUCACCGAUGAAGGCUCCCCGAAGAUAUUGGAACAAUUUGUCAUUCAACAUCAGUGCAACUACUAUUGUGGGUUGCUGGGUCUAAGGGCCCUGAUGUCUAUGGAUUGUUCACAGCAGUCAAAGUUAAAGACAUCCAGGAGUCCUUUGCUGGCUCGUAAGGUGGUCCACACUGAUUCAUCCAGCCCACAGUUAUUGAAGAAAUUCCAAAGCAGCCCUCAAACAGUCAAGAAAGUCAACUCAAGUCCCAAAGUAGUCAGAAAGCCUAAUGAAGAUGAGGAGAAUAAUUCUGCAAUCAAACAUUAAACAAAGGAGGUUUGUUAUGAUUUAACAUAAACUAUUGGCAAAAAAUUAUGAAGCCAUCAGGGAAUUCUCUUUCUUAUUAACAUUAUGCUCUAAAUUAGACUUUGGAUAAACAAAAUUCCUUAUUCAUUGGUUGUUCAAGUUGGUUAAAUCGGUAAAACAAAGCAUGCAUAAAUUCCAAUAACAUUUUUCUAAUCAAUAAUUUUGGCUUUGGUGUAUCUGUACAAUCAAACUAUUAUGUGAUCAAUAUCAAAAUAAACAAUAAUUAUAGA